This is a messenger RNA of Lactuca sativa (garden lettuce), 1458 nucleotides long. Lineage: Eukaryota; Viridiplantae; Streptophyta; Magnoliopsida; Asterales; Asteraceae. The record is from RefSeq and is a predicted model, not a curated record.
AUGGAUCAAGAAAUCGCCUCAGCAAUUCACAAGCGAACAACGAUCAAACCAAUGGGAAGAGCUGGCGAUGUUAACUUGAUGGUCAAAGGGAAGAUUGAUUCGAAGUACCACACUGUGAUGUUUAUUAGAGGCGAAGGAAGAUUCCUUCUUCGGGUCCGAGGGAGCUCACGCCAGCCAUGGUUCGCUCCAUUAAAGAGGCUGAUAAGCCAACAAAGAGGGGAAAGAGAAUCGAAACCCAGAAGGAGGGGAAUUUCGCUAAACCAACCAAGGUUCAAACCCCCAAGAAGCAAAAAUCAGACAAGGCUGCUCCUUCACAGCCUAAGCAGAAGCAACAGAAGAAGCCCGCUCGGAGACUCAUACUCCAAUCUUCAAGCGAUUCAGACUCAGACUAUGUUCCUACCAAACAAAAAUGCUCCUCCUUCAGAAUCUGACAGCGAAAGCUCUGACGAUGAGGCUUUGGGUCGUGGAGAUACCCCACCUCGCUCGCCUACCCCAGAGAUACCAGUUCGCUCCCAACUUCCUUCACCUCCACCUGUUUCUGUACCAAUAUCCAUCCAUCCAGUUUUUCCCAUCCCCACCUCCCUACCAUCAACCUCUAUUCUCAUCCCUGAUCCAAUCUUCACAGGCACUACCACUACCACCACUACUACAGGGGCUCAUUCCACAGCACCUACCCCACCUGUUACAACCGAACCACCAGUAACAACAAAACCUCCUACCACUACCACACCCUUAUCACCUACCCCAUCCACUGACACCACCCCAAUUUUAGGCGGUGAGGACUUGGAAUUUGAUUCCACUUAUUUCAGUCCUUACCGUGCGGCUGCUCAGAAGAACUCUCAAACUGUGAACGCUUCGGUUGAUAACCGUCAGCGUUCUCUUCAAGCUGAACGGUCCAAUCUUGAAACUGUACGACAAGCAAUCGAAGUUGCCAAUGCCACUCUACAUGAUAAUGUCAAUGACCGAUUGACUCAACUGGAGGCAGAGCUGGCUGUGGAAAAUCGUAUCAUGGAUGAGCUCGACAAAAGAACCUCUCAGCUAAAGAUGCAGAACCUCAAGCUUCACACUGCCACAGCUGAGCUCAAUGAUUUGAAAUCUGAGAGGGAGGUUAAUGAAGCUUUGGUCAGUAAUAGAGACAAGAAGAAGAAGAAAAUUGGGGAGGAUGACACUAAUAAUGAAGAAGAUGUUUAUGAAAAGGAUCCUACUAAGCCUUUUCAGAAAACAAAAUCUUUUGAUAAAGAGCUUGAAGAAAAGGUUAAGAAACAAACGGCUAAGCUAGAGCAGAAGCAAAAGGAAAUGGAGCUCCUGGAAAAGAAGAAGUCCGUUUUUCCUGAGUGGACUCUUGAUUGGCUCCAAAGGUGUGCUAUUGACGAACCAAGUACACUUUGGCUUAAGCCUGUGAUGUCGUUCGGGCUUGAAAACUCCAAGGAUGCACAGUUUGACAUGCCGAUCACAUGA